Aspergillus campestris IBT 28561 is the source of this 4308-nucleotide messenger RNA. RefSeq names its product putative inositol polyphosphate phosphatase. Gene Ontology annotation, molecular function: phosphatidylinositol-4,5-bisphosphate 5-phosphatase activity; protein binding. The transcript has 6 exons. The record is from RefSeq and is a predicted model, not a curated record. Gene Ontology annotation, biological process: phosphatidylinositol dephosphorylation. NCBI's taxonomy places the organism in Eukaryota, Fungi, Ascomycota, Eurotiomycetes, Eurotiales, Aspergillaceae. Bases 319 to 3945 code for a protein of 1208 amino acids.
CCACUCCCGACUUUAAUCUCUCUCCUCACCACGUUUCCCCUCUUUCAUACUUCUGUCUUCUCUCGCUACCAUCUUACUCGUGAUAUCUGGCAUCAAACAGUGUCAUCCCUUUGUCUCCUUAUUCCGCCUUCGUUCCCCCGACUUCUGGUUCCCCCAUUACGCCGAGCCCACUUCGAAACUCCGCCACCCGCCGACCUCGGGGUUUCAAACCACUUGAGCUCCCUUCUAUGUCACGCCCCUUGAUACUCAGUUGAAUUGGUUGCAAUUGAAGGUAUAUGGUCUAUCUGAGCCGCAGCUUGUGUUGGAUCGAUCGUGAGUAUGGAGAAACCUGGAGAGGGCAAGGAGAGCGCGGAUAAUGCUCCUAUUAGACCGGUAUCGUCACUGCUGUCGCAUUUCGAGAACCUUACCACCCGCCGCCCGUCUCCGUCUGCCCAGUCGCGCGAUUCAUUGUCCGUCCUGAAAUCCUCCGAGCCAACUGAUGAUUUCCGGGCCCGGGCUUCCCUCGACUUGCCUCGUUCGCGUUCCCCCUGGGCCUCGACAUCCGAUCUGCAACAUGAUGACCGCUCUGGAUUCGUCCCGACGAAUGGGUAUUCGGCGAGGAACAGUGGAUCGCCCGGGAGAUUACCGGGAAGACGGCAAAGUCGGCCAAUGUCGAUGAACUUCCGCUCCUCGCCGCAGCUGGCGCCGACUCUGACGGUGGACUCCCCGCGGUCACCCCCGCGGGAAUUGGGGAGCCCAGUACAUCGCGACCAUGAUUUUCGGACCUCUCGCAGCCCCGGCAACCAUGUGCGGGACUCGUUGCCCGCGAUACCCCAGCGCCCGUUCAAUCGGGCGAUCUCCCCCAUGUCCGCUUCGUCGGUUCCAACGGAGCAGAAGGUCUCCCACUUGUCCCCGAGCGCGUCGAACACCAUCAGCGUGGGGGAGGAUGGCAUGUCGGGUCGCAAGUUGAAAAGUGCGUCGCUGCCUCCGCCUGCGAACCGCGCGGCAAAGCCCAAGAUUCCGGCCAAACCGGCGGCGUUGGCCCACCAGGAUGGAGGUUGCUUGGCUCCUCGGUCGGAGCGUGCGGUUUCCGAGGAGCGGGUUUCACCGUUCAGUACACCUCCGAGUAGCCCGGAGAAAUCGCCGAAGCAGUUGUCCACAUCCAGAGCGUCGACCUUCCCGCAUUCGCUGUCGCAGCCGGAACGUCCAAGUCCGAGCCCGUUGAUAGGGAGAGGGUCACCCGCUCCUCCGAUACAUACAAUGCAUAGCGCACGGGAGUCGUCGUUGUCUCGGCCGUCGGGAAUGUUCGGGGCUCCGCAACCUCCAGUGCACUCGAAACCAUUGAUGGUUCACAUUCCCCAGGGACCGUCCGUGCAGCCACGAUCGCUGGCGAGCGCACCCACAGCCGGUCCGCCGCUGUCUAACCGGUUACAAGCCAUCGACAGCCCAUACGAGCGGCCGGGUCUCCCCCCACGGCGUCGCGCCUCGCGGUCUCCGUCCCGACCUGCGUCCCGCCUGGAACCCGCGUACACCGGUCCUGUCUCGCGGCCGGGAUCGCGAGCAUAUGCUCAUGGUGAACUGCAGACUCCCAGCCAGGUUCAACGGCAACCGUCGUUUUCUCGCGACACCAAACCCGGAGUUGCCCGGCCGCUCGCAGAACGGCCUAGUGUCGAGCCGCCCGUUAUUGAGCAACCGGUCGUUGGGCGGCAACCGGUUCGCCCGAUCCAGACGGACGAAGGCAUCUUGCGAGUGGAUUACCCGGAUACAUCGUGUGCGAACCGACGCCCUCCUGUCCUGAAGAGCGGUCCGCGGGAGAUCAACACGCGGUACGACACUCGUCUGAUGGAUGUGUGUGGGAAGCAUGUGUGCACCACUGGCUAUCUCACGCGGGUGUGGGAUCUCACGGACGGCGAGCAGAUCUUGAGUCUUAGCCAUGGUGAAACCGUGAAGAGUUUGUCGAUCGCUUUCAAACCCGGUACGGGACUUGAGGACGAAGGACAGCGAUUGUGGCUAGGAACAAGUGCCGGUGAACUGCAUGAAGUCGAUAUCCCCACUCGGGCGAUUGUUGCCAGCCGGUCUUAUCCGUCACGCCGGGAGGUCAUCAAGAUCCUUCGACAUAAGAAGGAGAUGUGGACUCUCGAUGACGAGGGUCGCUUGCUUGUAUGGCCGCCGGAUGAAUCGGGAACCCCGCAACUCCAGUACAGCUACCAUAAUCCUUACGACCGUGUCGCGCGGGGGCACACCUUUUCGAUGGUUGUUGGCGAUACCCUCUGGCUGGCCACUGGAAAGGAUGUGCACAUUUACCGGCCCAACGCAGCUGACGAUGUUUCUUUCCGAGUUCUUCAACGGCCACUAGGCGCGCAGCAUACAGGGGAGGUGACGUCGGGUGCCUACACCACCAAACAUGGCGGUCGCGUGUACCUCGGCCAUGCUGACGGCAAGGUGACCAUCUAUUCGUCCGCCGAUUACGCAUGUUUGGCCGUGGUCAACGUCAGCGUGUACAAAAUCAACUGUCUGGGUAUCGUCGGGGACUAUCUCUGGGCGGGCUACAAGACUGGUAUGAUAUAUGUAUACGACACGACUACCAAUCCCUGGACCGUGAAGAAGGAUUGGAUUGCCCAUGACAGCCCGGUGUCCCAGUUCUUGCUAGACUGCAGCAGCGUAUGGACAAUGAACCGGCUCCAGGUGACGUCGUUGGGCUUAGACAACUGCAUCCGCUCGUGGGAUGGCAUGCUGGAGGAUGAUUGGCUCGAUUCUCGGAUGCAAAACAGGGACUUCGAAUACUGCAAGUUCCGGGAAAUCAACGCCGUCAUCAUGACUUGGAACGCUGGUGCCUCUACCCCAGGGAGCGUGCGCACAACCACCUUUAUCCAGGAUGCGAUCCGUCCCGACAACCCGCCGGAGAUUUUGGUCUUCGGUUUUCAGGAGUUGGUCGAUUUGGAGAAUAAAAAGAUCACUGCCAAGAGCCUGCUCAUGGGAAGCAAGAAGAAGGAAACUGGAGAGAAGGAGCACAUGAGCCGGCAGUAUCGUGUGUGGAUGGAACAUUUGACUCGCUGCAUCAACGAGUGCAUGCCUUUGGAUGAGUCGUAUGUGCUGUUGCACAGCGCAAACCUGAUAGGUCUUUUUACGUGCAUCUUUGUCAAGCACAAAGAGCGCCAUCGUAUUAAGGGUGUCAAUGCUGCGGAGGUGAAGCGUGGAAUGGGUGGACUGCAUGGGAAUAAGGGUGCUCUCAUCUUCCGCUUUAUCCUCGACGACACCUCGCUCUGUUUUGUGAAUUGCCACUUAGCUGCUGGACAGACUCAGACGGCAAACCGCAACAAUGACAUCGCGGGGAUUCUCGAGGCGGAAUCACUCCCCGCGGAGCACAGCCCCACAGCUCGAUUGGAUCAUUUCGUCAGCGGCGGUGACGGCUCGAUGAUCAUGGACCACGAGAUCUGUGUCCUCAACGGCGAUCUCAACUACCGCAUCGACUCGAUCCCACGGAACGUGAUCAUCGAAGCCAUCCGGAACAACAACCUGGCCAAACUGCUCGACCGGGACCAGCUGCUAGCAUCGCGGCGCAAGAACCCAGGAUUCCGCCUCCGGUCGUUCAACGAAGCCCCGAUCACGUUCGCCCCGACUUACAAAUACGACGUGGGCACAGACGAGUACGACUCGAGUGACAAGAAGCGAUCGCCUGCGUGGUGUGAUCGCAUUCUGUAUCGGGGCUUGGGACGCAUCAAGCAGUACGACUACCGACGGCUUGAAGUCCGCGCGUCGGACCAUCGGCCCGUGACUGCAUCAUUCAAAUUCCGCAUCAAGACUAUCCUGCCGGAGGAACGCACCACGGCAUGGGAGACCAGCCAGCAGGACUUCCAGGUAGAAAAGCGGCGGCUCGCAUCGGAGGCGAGCAUCGAAUACCUCAUCGGCGUCCUAGGCACGGACCCAAAACAAGCCCGCGCCUUGAUCCUAGGCGCAGGAGCCUAGUCUCCCACUGGCCUAGUCAUUCUCCUUCGCUGACCUGACCCGACCUACAAUCUGGUCUUGUUUAUAUUACCUUCAAUCUGUUUAUUUGUGUUGGACUAUUCUUCUGGUUAGCGGAGGCCGAAACGAUGGGGGACUGCGCAGCAGUCAUGCUGUAUGACUAAUGAAUUUACGAUAGACAUGGUUUUUAUGAGCCAGAGGUGUGUUAGAGCUGCCUUUUCUGAAGGAGGCAGGGGAGCCUGGCACUUGAAUCAUUAAUGGGUGUUGGUGUUGGUGCUGGGGGAUCUACUGUAUGUAUGUACAGCUGUGUAUACGAGGGGGUAGAUGGUAUAUAGUAUAGGAUAAGAUAGGAUGAUUAGAAUUGGG